AAGCGAAUCCUGACCGUUGAUUUACAUCAGAGGAUACACUAGGGUUUUAGUAUUUUUAUAUCGCUUUUUUUUUCGUCUCUUCUCGCCUAGGCUCGAAACGAUUUUCGGCGGCCAGUGAUCAUCCAGCUAUGGUGUUCGUGAAACCCCAAAAGAAGCAGCCUUACUUCAAGAGAUAUCAAGUGAAGUUCAGGAGAAGGCGUGAGGGCAAGACCGAUUAUCGUGCAAGGAUCCGUCUGAUCAAUCAAGACAAGAACAAGUAUAACAGCCCAAAGUUUCGUUAUGUCGUGAGAUUUACCAACAAAGACAUAAUUGUUCAAAUAGUGUCUGCCACUAUCACUGGUGACAAUGUUCUUGCAUCUGCCUAUGCGCAUGAGCUGCCUCGUUACGGUCUUAAAGCGGGUCUUACAAAUUAUGCUGCAGCUUAUUGUACUGGUCUUCUUUUGGCUCGCCGUGUCCUUAAGAUGCUUGAGAUGGAUGCUGAGUACGAGGGCAAUGCUGAGGCCACUGGAGAAGACUAUUCUGUCGAGCCAACUGAAACAAGAAGGCCAUUCCGUGCUCUUCUCGACGUUGGACUUGUCAUGACCACAACCGGAAACCGUGUGUUUGGUGCCCUCAAGGGUGCUUUGGAUGGUGGGCUUGACAUCCCACACAGUGACAAGCGGUUUGCUGGGUUUAACAAGGAAGGAAAGAACCUUGAUGCUGAAAUUCACCGGAAAUACAUUUAUGGAGGUCACGUCGCUGAUUACAUGAGGCUGUUGAUGGAGGAUGAGCCAGAGAAAUACCAGAGUCAUUUCAGCGACUACUUGAAGAAGGAUCUUGCACCGGAAAACAUGGAAGAGAUGUACAAGAAGGUACACGCAGCAAUUAGGGCUGAUCCAUCAGUCAAGAAAUCGGACAAAGAGGCUCCUAAGGAGCACAAGAGGUACAACCCGAAGAAACUGACUUAUGACGAGAGGAAGGCUAGUCUGAUCCAGCGAGUGAAGGCGUUGAACUCUGUUGGUGAUGGUGGGGAUGAUGAUGAGGACGAGGACGACGAGUAAACAUAGUAGAAUUAAAAGCUUCAUCAAAGAUCUAUGGUUUAUCAUCGUCUAUGGAUUUUAUCUUUAUUAGUAGUGUUUUAAACAUAAACAAGUUUUGUCUUUUAGCGUGUGUGGAGUUUCGGACCACCAUUUGUUUUUAAUCUAAUUUAAAACCUAAGCCUUCUCUGAAA
Messenger RNA from Eutrema salsugineum, 1210 nucleotides. RefSeq names its product 60S ribosomal protein L5-2. The record is from RefSeq and is a predicted model, not a curated record. Gene Ontology annotation, cellular component: cytosolic large ribosomal subunit; ribosome. The transcript is spliced from 8 exons. Gene Ontology annotation, biological process: ribosomal large subunit assembly; translation. The coding region runs from base 129 to 1040 and encodes 303 amino acids. NCBI's taxonomy places the organism in Eukaryota, Viridiplantae, Streptophyta, Magnoliopsida, Brassicales, Brassicaceae. Gene Ontology annotation, molecular function: structural constituent of ribosome; 5S rRNA binding.